Molecule: messenger RNA, 625 nt
Organism: Ambispora leptoticha
Lineage: Eukaryota; Fungi; Glomeromycota; Glomeromycetes; Archaeosporales; Ambisporaceae
Source: the annotation of a GenBank genome assembly
AUGCAACGUCCUUAUAUUUUCUGGAAUGGGAGAAAACAAACGAUAACCGGUGUCUAUUCUGAUCAAAAUGUACGAUGCACCACAACAUAUGUUAGAUUAGAAAGCGGUUAUGUUUAUAUGACAAGUAGUGUUGAAAUUCAAAAAAUCGAAAAACAAGUAGACAAAUGUCUAACCUUAUUAAAAACUGAAUUCAAUAGUAACGAUAAACUGGAUCAAAAAAUGGACAAACUUGUCACAGCAUGUGAAGAAGUUAAAGAUUCACUUCCUCCUAACUUUAAAAGAAAAAACUUUCAGAAUAAAAAGUUAAUCAUUAAUAAAAAUGAAAACGAAAAUGAAAGCAUCUACGAAAGAAUGAAAUCAAAACAUAAAAAAAUUGAUCAAUGUAUAGAAAUCAUGGGAAUCAAAGAAAAAACCUUUGAACAAAAACUAAAUGAAUUGCUACGCGACUCCUUUACAAGAAGACAAGAAAGAAAAAAACAAAAAGGAGAAGAAACAAAAGAAUUUGACCCAAAAUAUUCUGAUAGCAUCGUCGAAAAGAUGCAAAGAUGUCUAUUUCAUCUUGAUGUUAAUAAUGCUUAUGAUAACAAUGAUGAAGAAUAUAAUUUAGAAAAAAUUCUCGAAGCAU